Triticum turgidum subsp. durum (durum wheat) is the source of this 1608-nucleotide messenger RNA. The record is from the annotation of a GenBank genome assembly. Lineage: Eukaryota; Viridiplantae; Streptophyta; Magnoliopsida; Poales; Poaceae.
AUGGCUCAACCAUACAUGCCGGUGGCAAGUGCGGAAGAUCCGGAAAUCCAAGAAAGUCCCGGCAAUGGCAGCUCGUCCAUCUGGAUCCAGGAGGAGGAGGAGAAAAUCCGCAAGCAAGCUGAGCAAGUAACCCUGAGCAUCCCUCCCCACUUCCCAAGGCUCGACUCUAUCGGUGGUAAUAACUUAGACUUCGAUUACCCGUCAAUUUUCAAGCUUCGCCGCCGCGCCGCCGUUGGAGUAGCGCUGGCGUCCAUGCCCACGCUUCCGCAGGCGGCCGCCUCGCCGGCCCUGGAUCACCCCGAGCCCGCAACCAGCAGCAUCAUGGUCGCCGCUGUCGGGCCGUACCACCGCCCGUCGUCAGGCUCACUCAUCACAGAUGCCAAGAAGUGCGCCAUCGUCAAGUUUCUUGCUAGCCAGCAAGGGUCCGGCCUCAACACCGCCGACUUCCUCCGUUGGGCGAAGGAGAAUGAUGCCCGAGUUCAGAGCUGCUACGAGGCUGGCUCGUUUACCGUGAGCUCUGAGCCAUCCAGAGAAGAAGAAACCAUGAGCUCCAAGGAUCUCCCCAGGAUGCUUCUGCUCGACGGUUGCCUGCUCCUCUUCGCCGUCUUCCUGCUCACGUCGAGCGUGCACGCGACGCCGGCGCUGCCGGCCCAUGAUGACGCCGAGCGUGAGAGGCAGUUCAACUACUUGUCCGCGGACAUGUGCCGGAACAUGAAACAGACCAGGCUGGACCUGCUGACGCUGAGCAACCAGAUCCCCUUCUUCGUGCUGGCCGAGCUUCACGGACGGUUGAAAGGCACCUUGUUCAAUGGAAUCGAGCGCAGCAUAGAAGAGCUGGCUCUCUCCUGCUUCGACGACAUCCACCCGCCGCUCAGUGGUGUCAUCAAACAAGCCAAGGCAGGAGAAACCAUCACGUUCCCAAAGACAGUUCAUCACCUGCUGCACCUUUUCCACUGGUCGCGGGUCCCCGAGGGCAAGCACAUGCUGCUCAACGAUUCUCCCUGCCUGCACGCCGAGCCGGAGUCGCACCUCCCCUGCGCGACCUGGUUCGAGGAGUGGCGGACGAGUUUCAGCAAGCAGGCCGCACCGGGCGGCAGCUCGUUACACAUCGUCUUCAAGAGGGAGAUGAUGGACAUGCGAGGGGUGAUGCACGUCCCUGCCCAGCACAUCCACGGCUACAGCGAGCCCGUCUUCCGCAGCCUCAUCGCGUUCGAGCAGAGGCACCACCAGUGUGGCCUCGGCGUCACCGCCUACUCCAUCUGCAUGGCUCGGCUGCUGCAGACCGAGGCCGACGCCAAGCUGCUGAGGGAGCGCGGGAUCCUGGCGCACACGCACCAGACCGACAAGGAGAUCGUCGACCUCUUCACUGGACUCGCGGAUGAGUACAGCAACACAUUUUACUCCAAAGACCUGCUUCGCCUCUGCGAGGACGUGUCGGCGCAUCAUAAGAGCACGCCCGCCAAGGCCAUCAAGUGGGUGAGGUUGCAGUGCUUCCCCAAGCAGUCUGUCACCUUCUUUGUCAUCUUUGGGGCUUUGAUCUCCUUCGCCACCGUCAUCAACGCGGGCUACUCGGUCUAUAGGUUCUAUCACCCACUCCCGGUCAAGUAA